Messenger RNA from Penicillium hordei, 471 nucleotides. RefSeq lists its product as uncharacterized. The record is from RefSeq and is a predicted model, not a curated record. Lineage: Eukaryota; Fungi; Ascomycota; Eurotiomycetes; Eurotiales; Aspergillaceae. The annotation marks the transcript as partial. The transcript has 2 exons. Gene Ontology annotation, molecular function: protein binding.
GACUCGCAAUCCACUGAACAGAGGGUGUUCACUCUUGAAGGCCAUAGUGGUCCCAUUAGGCCGAUUGCCUGGUCGAUAGAUGGAAGCCUGCUCGCAUCAUCAGUAUCUGUAGUCCGGGCUCCUGGUCAGUGUGUGUUGCCUCUUCAUAUCAACUCCCCUGACUUCCUUCAAUUCGAUAAGGUCAAUUCUGAUCAUCUACGCACGAGGACGGGUACGCUUGAUAUAGGUUCAAUUGCUUCUGUCACAUUUAUGCCUCAUCGCAUUAUUUUAUCGCCCAAACAAUAUGGAUAUGGCUUGAGUCAUGACCUUUCCUGGAUAACCUACAAUGAAGUAAACCUCCUGUGGUUACCCACUGAGUUUAGACCACAAGGUUCUUCUCGAUUUGCUAUGUCAGCAACAAAUUUGGCGACCGGCUGCUCAUCAGGUCACGUCAUAUUUCUCACCCUCAGAGAAAGGGGCCCUGUUGAGUAG